GUCGCCAUUACCUCAACCCUCCACUUCCCUCCCAUUAAUUAUUUCAUGUAAAUGUUAGCAUUAACCCAAAUCUAUCACCCCUUCCCCAUCCGUCCAACUUCCAUGCGUUUGUGAUGAAAUUUUCCAGUAUAUAUACGAAUCAGAAGUGAGGAUUCUAGAGAUCUGGUCGUCCCAAUCAUUGUUCUUUCUUAAUUCUCUCUGAAAGAAGCUAUUAUAAUGGCGAUUUAUCAACUCAUUCUCCCUCAGUUGAAGGCUGGUCGGUGUAGGGCGACGGUUGUCACACGCUCCUCCGUUUUUUGGAAGCUAAGAAUGGAAAGAAAGGUGGAGAGCUUAUAUAGAUUGAUUUGUCUGGUAGAUGAGGAGGUAUGAGCUCAGUGCAUUUGAUGUCACUAAGUGUAACCAGUUCUUCAAGCUGACGCCAGCACCCGUUCGGACUUCCGAUGCAACCAAAGAGUAUCCCUCCGCCGCCUGGAUCCUGAAACUGGUAGUACCGGCUGAGCUUCUCUUCCCAGCGACGUCUGCUCUCUCAGCUCCGAUUCUUACUUGGCCACAAAAGCAGCACCAUCAGCUUCAAAACUGAAUUAACGUGCUCACUUGAUCUUCUGUUUCAGAUGAUAGAUUAGUUUUCAGCAAUCAAAGCACUGUCCCAAGUUGAAAAAAAAAGCACUG
Molecule: messenger RNA, 669 nt
Organism: Eruca vesicaria subsp. sativa (arugula)
Lineage: Eukaryota; Viridiplantae; Streptophyta; Magnoliopsida; Brassicales; Brassicaceae
Source: the annotation of a GenBank genome assembly